AUGGCUAAAUGGAGCCCUCCCCCUUGUCCUUCCUUCAAACUUCAGUUUGAUGGGGCCUCUAAGGGCAAUCCAGGAAAGUCCAGGAUUGGGGUAAUUAUCUUUGACCAUUCUUCAAAAAUCGUCAUGGCAGCUGGUAAAUACAUUGUUCAUGGCACUAAUAACAUGGUUGAAUUUCAGGCUCUAUCCUUCGGACUUGAUCUGGCUCAUUGUCUAAAUAUCAAAGAUAUUGUUAUUGAAGGGGAUUUAAUGCUUGUCUGUCAGGCAGUUGCUACCAAAAAAUGCAUCUCUUGGCAUAUGCAGUACCUUCUGGAGCACAUUCUUCUUCAACUUAAUGGCUUCUCCACUUUCUCGAUUUCCCACUGUUUUAGAGAAAUUAAUGUGUUUGCGGAUUUUCUUGCAAAUAAGGUUAUUAGUGAUGGUGUAGAUCACAUAGAACUUGCAUCUUCAGAUUUUCCUAUCUCAUGUAUGAAAAUUCUAUCUUAA
Cryptomeria japonica (Japanese cedar) is the source of this 483-nucleotide messenger RNA. RefSeq lists its product as uncharacterized. The transcript has a single exon. Gene Ontology annotation, molecular function: nucleic acid binding; RNA-DNA hybrid ribonuclease activity. NCBI's taxonomy places the organism in Eukaryota, Viridiplantae, Streptophyta, Pinopsida, Cupressales, Cupressaceae. The record is from RefSeq and is a predicted model, not a curated record. Bases 1 to 483 code for a protein of 160 amino acids.